CGGCGGGAAAUUAUUUCCUAGAACCCAGAUUAGUGGAGCCGGAGUGCUGCCGUCCUAGUCGUCGCCACUCCCGCUGCCACCGCCACCCCCUCCGCCACCGCCGCCGCCGCCCGAAGAAAACCGCCCAGAACUCCGGUCGGCCGGGAAGAUGGAAGAUGGUACCACAAAGCAUGUCAUCCAGAUGACAGGAUUUAAGAUGGAAGAAAAGGAAGCGCUAGUCAAAUUACUUUUAAAGCUAGACUGCACUUUUAUUAAGAGUGAGAAAUAUAAAAAUUGUACACAUCUUAUAGCUGAGCGCCUAUGCAAGAGUGAGAAAUUCUUAGCAGCUUGUGCAGCAGGAAAAUGGGUAUUAACGAAGGACUACAUAAUUCAUAGUGCCAAAAGUGGCAGAUGGCUUGAUGAAACAACUUAUGAAUGGGGAUAUAAAAUUGAGAAAGACUCGCAUUAUUCACCUCAAAUGCAAUCUGCACCUAAAAGAUGGCGUGAAGAGCUGAAACGGACUGGGGCUCCAGGAGCCUUCCACAGAUGGAAAGUUGUCCUCCUUGUGAGGGCAGAUAAGCGAAGUGAGUCUCUUGUAAGAGUUUUGGAGGCUGGAAAGGCAAAUGUCAUCUUACCAAAAAGUUCUCCAAGUGGGAUCACUCAUGUGAUUGCCAGUAAUGCAAGAAUCAGUGCUGAGCGAGAACAAAAGAACUUUAAGGCUCCUUUUUAUCCAAUUCAGUAUUUAGGAGAUUUUCUUUUAGAGAAGGAAAUUCAGAAUGAUGAACAUUCUCAAACCAGUUCUGGUUGGACCAAAUACAGCAAUCAAGAAAAAGGGAAUGAUUUUAAGAAAGACACAGGAUUUCUUGAAAUGAAAGCUUAUGGAGAGAGCAUAUAUAGAACACAGAACAAAAUGGAAAAUCAUGAUGAAAGUGUUAAUGGUAGAUUUGUUCUGAGUGAACAUCACAAAAAAGAAAAAUUAAGAGACUGCAGAAAAGAUAUGAAAUCUGUUAAAAAGAGAAAUGCAUUCAGAAGACAUACACAUGAGAAUCAGAAAGAAACUAAGAGAAAAGUUAAAAAUAUCCAAAGGAGUUACAUUUUAAGGAAAAUGAGCAAAAGAGAAGGUUUCUGCAAAACUGACGAUGAGCAUGACGCGAUAAGAAGUGCUGUUAAGAAGCGCGUGCGCUACAGAGAUAAGAAAGAAAUGAAGAAUUCUCUUCAUAAUGAUUAUGCCAAUGAAUCAAAAAUCAAGGAUGUCAAGGCAGAUAUGGAUCUCACAGAAGUAAAAAAUGCCUUAAAAAAGCAGAUAUACAGAGACAUAUAUAGAGCUCAGGCCGUCCGAUACAACUGCAUUAGAACCGAUAAACAGCCUGUAUACAAUGUAGAGGGUAAAAAUGCAGAGCUCCCCAGGGGGAUAUUAAACUUAAUUGAAAGCCUCAUAGAGGGACAGUUCUUUAAAGAAGCCAUCGAAGAGCUCUCCUCCUUGCAAGCCCAGUAUGUGCCCCCUGUGUGCCUUCUCCAUGCCCUUCUAGAGAAUGUUCUGCAGGAUAACAUAGAUACAUUUUCUGGUCGAUACUUUCAUAUAUUAUCAGCUCUUCUUCAUCUGCAUCCUCCUUGGAAAUCACCAGCCAUGUUAAGAUACUACUUAGAGUUAUUUCAGUGUCCAACCUGUAGGAAAGGAGCCUGGUCUCUGGUAGAAGUGCUUAUCAGGUCUUGCCUUUUCAAUGAAGCUUUCUGUCAUCAAAUAUCAGAAAAUAUUGAUUCUAAGGUGGUCCAUCUUACAUUGCUCAAGUUUUUCUUUCAUUUACUUGAAAGUGAAGUACGGCAUUUGAGUCAAAAUUCAUGUUUUUCUUACUUUUCAUUUAGAAGAAUAUGUUUCAGGAAUAUAUAUAUGUUGUAUGACUGGUCAAGUUCUCAAAGUCUAAAGGAAACAGAAAAAGGAAUUCUUCUUGAAAUCUUUUGGUCAGGGAAUGAAACUUCAGGACUUUUGACAAAACCAGUAAAUAUGCUUUUGGAGUGGACUAUCUAUUCUCACAAGGAAAAAUGCAAGUCUAAUGAUGUCUUCAAACAUGAACUAGCUUACUUACUGACGGGAAUUCUUGGAGCAGCAAUAGAUUAUUGGAUCUUCCUUGGUAUUCAUAUGGGUAGAAAUGUGAUCCGCCACCUGUCUGCUGACUUAGGAAGCUACAUCUCCCUUUCCUGUGAUGAUUUUUCUUCCCAAGAACUAGAAAUCUUCAUUUGUUCUUUUUCAUCUUCCUGGCUUCAAAUGUUUGUUGCAGAAGCAAUCUUUAAAAAGUUGUGCUUCCAGGGCCCUACCAGCGCUUGCACUGAGCCACUCUCACUUCAGAAAAUAUUAGACUCCUAUUUGCCUGUUUUGGGAAAAAUGGACAUACAUGGGGCUGGAAAAAUGCAGAUGACAAAAAAAAUCAUCCAACGGCCUUGCCUAGAGCCUCAAAGAGCACUACUAAUGCUGAAUGGUGCAAAGCCAAAACAAGUUGACGGUCAGCCAGAAUUUCCAGAGUUGAACCGUGCUAAAUGUUCUUCAUCACUGAAAAAAUUGAAAAAGAAGUCAGAAGGAGAAUUGUCAUGUUCCAAGGAGAAUUGCCCUUCUUUGGUUACAAAGAUGAAUUUUCACAAAACUAAUCUAAAAGGGGAAACAGCUCUGCAUAGAGCCUGCAUAAAAAACCAAGUGGAGAAAUUGAUUAUUCUUCUCUCUUUGCCAGGAAUAGACAUCAAUGUUAAAGACAAUGCUGGCUGGACGCCUUUGCAUGAAGCCUGUAACUAUGGCAACACAGUGUGUGUCCAGGAAAUUUUGCAACGUUGUCCAGAGGUAGAUCUGCUCACUCAAGUGGACGGGGUGACUCCUUUGCAUGAUGCACUGUCAAACGGACAUGUAGAAAUUGGCAAGCUGCUUCUACAGCAUGGGGGCCCAGAGCUUUUACAGCAGAGGAACUCUAAGGGGGAGUUGCCCUUGGAUCACGUGCUGUCACCAAAAGACAGGGAAGAAUUGUUUGCCAUCACCAAUCUAGACGAUACAGUGGACAACUUCCAUGCUCAGACACAGAAACGUUUUUAUCACCAGCAGCUUGAAUUCGGUUCAUUUUUACUUAGUAGGAUGUUGCUUAGUUUUUGUUCAAUAUUUGAUUUAUCUUCAGAAUUCACCCUAGCUUUCAAAGGGUUGGCUCAUCUAAGUGAGUUGCUUAUGGCAUGUAAUAGUGACACAGAAGCCACCAGUGGACAUAUUGACUGGUUACUGGAUCUUUACGCUAGAAACAUAAAAGCAUUAAAGAAGCUCCCCGAUGUUCUUAAGGAACUGCCUGGGAGUCUAAGUGUGCGUCCUGGAGUGCAUACUGAGGCCUUAUUGGUGACCCUGGAAAUGAUGUGUCGGUCAGUCACAGAGGUGUCAUGAUGCCGGAAAGUGUGAGUCAGACCUAAACGUACAACUUGCUCUGUCACUUAGUAUAAUAGUCAUAGCUUUGCUUAUGGACAAAUUUGAUUUAGUCACUGACAGACUUACAGCAGAUUUUCAUAGCACUUAAAAACAUCUGCAGAACUAGAAUACAGGCUCCCUGUCCAGGUUUGGAAUUUAACUCAGAAAAGAUACAACAAUAAAAGGAAGUAGUGUUGUUGGGUAUAAAAUGCUUUUAUUAAUCGUUAAAAUUCUUUGUUUUGAAAUAUUUAUUUAUAUUGUUUUGUAGAAAAUAAAAUAUUUUUUCAUAUCAAAAUGUCCCUUCCUCUAAGUGCUAUAGGUUUUUAAAUCAUGAGAAGGAUAUUCAUUAAAAUGUGUAUCUAUAUACUUGAAAAACUUGUUUCUCCUUUAUAUGCUAAUGUCUAAGAUACAUUUGUUUUUCCUUGUUUCUAAAAUAAACCUUUCUAUAAUUUUAAAUUAUAUUUAAUAAUCUUUUUAAAUGCUACAUUAUUUGCAGUUUAACAAUUGAGUUCUUUGAUCUAUUGUAGUUUAGCAGCGCAUAUAUGAAGUAUGCUUCUGUUCGCUUAACCAAUCUUCUGUCAGUGAAAACGUUUUCCCACAUAUAAAGUUUUAUUAAAUAAUAUAAUUAAAAUUUACAAUGAAAUUGCUGUGGUUAUCUGAAAUUUUAGUAUGCAGUAUGAAUUUGCAGAUUAGUGUUUCAGUUUUUUUCCUAAUAGUUUAUAACUUAAAAGACAGAGUGUGACUAUUAACCACUUAAGAGAUUGUAAUUCCUUCACUGGUGAAAGUAAGUUACACUGUGUUAUAGAUGGGGAAAAGAAUCUUGAUGUUAUGUAAUGUAAUUGCGGCCCCAGCAGCAACUAAUGUGUUAAAGAAGCAUUAUGCUUCAUUUCUCAAACAGCUCUUUCAGCAAGAGACAGGCGCUCAAUGUCGUAGUCUUUGCACACUAAUAAAAAUCAAACUUAUGUGAGAUUUCAAAAUAAUUUUAUAUGUACUGUAAAAAAUAACAUAAAAAAUUGUUUUUGUUAUUAAUCCUCCAAAGUAUCAGCAAAUACGAAUAGUCACUGGAGAGGCUGAGUUAGGGGAAUGACAGAGAGUUUGUAUCCAGACUAAGUUACAGUGUGACCCUGUCAGAGAGGAAGACAAAAAAGAAGCAAAGAUGGAAAAGAGAAAGGAACCAGAAAUAGUCACUGAAUCUCACUAUGAAGGCACCUUGGGAGAAUGCUGCUCCAUAAACUAACACACACUUGAGCAUAGACUUUGACUCAGGCACGGGGUAAAUCUGGCUAAUUUGAGGUUGCAAAGGACUUUUUUCUCUGUUUUGGUUUUCUUAUAUGUCAAAUGGAAGUAAUGUCAUGUCAGGUGCCCUUGUCCUGAAAGAAUUCAGCUAAACUCUCACUUUCUCUGAUGCUUCAGAUUUGCUGAUAAUGAGCUGCUGCUGGAGCAAAGAGGAAGAUGCUAAAAUGGACAGUAAUUUCACGACUAAAAGAUAUGAAUAAUAUCAUGAGUUAGGAUUUGUACUAUUAGGGAGUUCCAUAAGUUAGAUAUUCACUGAAGAAUAUUUAUUUGAUUGAACUAUUGCUAUUGCACAGCAAGCUGUUUUGUGUCCCACAAGUCAUAAUGCCAUGUUCCUCCAAGAUGUCUUCCUUUAAAAAGGCAUUGUUACACAGUAUAGGGUACUGUGUUCUGUGCCGAGUUACUACACUUCAAGAUUCCAGCAUUAUUUGUAUUAUUUCUUGUUUUGUAGUUUAGAAAACAUAAUUGUUGUCUUCAAUCUAUCUUAGAGGUCAAAGAGGAAAAAAUUCUAAACACUUAAAAGUCCUGAGUUAACUUUUCAUUGGAGACUUUCCAAAGUUGCUGGUGAAGACAAAGCUGAGUGAUGUCACUCUGUCCUGCAUCCUCCCAGAGCAGACUGACAGUCCUAUGGGAAAUAAAUCAAACCAUAGCCCCUUCCACAACGUGAAUAAAAGUCAGUCAGCUUUCCUCCUUGGUGCAGUUUAUUGCGGUUCUUAGACAGACUUUGGGAAUUUUCCUGUGUUCUUAAUGUUAGUUCCACUGUAGAGAAUGAAGUAGGAGUUCUGUAGACACAGUUUCCUACAAAAAUGGCCAGGAAAAAAAAUCACUUCUUCUAGUAUAUAACAAUGGAAAAUGAAUUAUUGUUUUCAGUUUAACAAAAGGCUAACAGAGCCCAAAGUGGUAUACUUCUUAGGAGGAGCUGUGACAACUGGGAAGGUAAGCUAGAAUUAAAUAUGUGUGUUUUCAUGUGUUUAUUUGAAGUUCUAUAGAAUAAAAAUUAGUUCUGUGUGUUCCUGGAAGCUUUAGUAAGUGUACCCUACUUUUUAAAUUGAAAUACUGAGCCUGAUCGCACUUUAAUUUCUGAUAGUACAUUUGAUGAGUAUUACUUUGGCAAUUCUAUUUUUAGAAUUCAUAGGCAGUGGGUGGGCUUUUGAAUUCGUAGUGAUCAUUCUGAGGCAAAUGUGAAUGUGUUAAUGCUAGGACAUAUACAUAAAUACUAUAAGAAUGUGCUUGCUCUUUCUUGAUGCUGUUAUAGGAAAAUGAAUAGAUUUACAUGAAAAGAAAAACUUACUGAUGGGUUUUGCAGCCCUUCUGCCUCUGAUGAACUUGGGAAGAGCUGUCACUGUCGCUCCUAAACCAGCAGAAUGGUGUCUUCUCUGACUGGCAUGAGCUACUUACUGCCUCCAACCUUUAUUUGGUAGCUUCCAUGCCAAUUGCAUCUCCUGCUGAGGUAGACCUCGCAAAACUCAGAAUGAUUACUCUUUUUAUAUCAAAUGUGGAUUGAGUUAGAAAGCUCAGUUACAGACUUACUGACAAGUACCUGGUUAUGUUAAACUGAACAUGGAGUAGUUAAUGCAUGUAAAUUAGAUUAUGUUAUCAGAAAAUUCAGCUUGUAUUUUAAAAUGAAUUACAGUAAGAAAAUAUAUUUUGUUAAUUUCUCAGCCUGUGUGAGAGAAAAUAUCAGGCACUAAAUUGAUCAGAAAAAGUUCAGUGAUUCUGAGCAUACUUUCUUCAGCACCCUGAUGAAGGAAGACUUUCAGAGAAGUGUUUUAUAAGACUUUUUUAAUAUUGAUAAUCAUUAGAUUAUUACUCUUAUAGUAAAUUCUGGUCAUGAUCUUGCAGAACAUAUAGAGCUGUAUGUUAACUCCUAACCCUAGUUUAUGAGAACAUGAGCAACAUAAGCUGUAUCCUUUUUGUUUAUUAAGAUAUGAAGUUGUAUGAAUUGUUAGAAAAUUCUUUGAAAUUAUUUGAAUGAAAUCUUAGAGAUUUACAAAUAUAAGUGAUUAUUUUUUGUAGAUUAUGGUCUCUUUGGAAGUUUUUUUUCUCUUAUAAACUGUUUAUGGUGUGAUAUAUUUAAAUACAUUGUUGCUUUUUCUAGUGUAGAUAUAAUGCAAUUGAACUUUUAUCAGCCUGUUUUUAAAAGUUUGAAAUGCAGCUCUUAAUCCUAGAUAGGAAUGAUUUUUCUUAAAAAUAUAAUGCUUUGCUGUUAAAGAUAUAACUAUAUUUGCAUCUCUUUAAAUACAGUGAACUCUUUUUGUGUUUAAAACUGCUGACUUAUGAAUAAAAGCCAACUGUUGUCAGAGGGACUAUUGAUCAAUUAUUCAGUAAUUAUAAUGAAAGGUGGAUAUUCAUACAUAGCAUGGAGAUAUUGAAAUCCAUUGCCUUUAACAGGUGUAGACCCAAGAAAGUUCCAUUAUUUGAGCAUCCAUGCAUUCUUCUGUCCAGUUAAAAUUGAUAAAUGUGAUUACCUUUCUUCUCAUAUUAUCAGAUUGUAUGA
Molecule: messenger RNA, 7196 nt
Organism: Alexandromys fortis (reed vole)
Lineage: Eukaryota; Metazoa; Chordata; Mammalia; Rodentia; Cricetidae
Gene: Slf1
Product: SMC5-SMC6 complex localization factor 1
Exons: 22
Coding region: 149-3385 (1078 amino acids)
Biological process (GO): DNA damage response; protein localization to site of double-strand break; positive regulation of double-strand break repair
Cellular component (GO): nucleus; site of double-strand break
Molecular function (GO): protein binding
Source: RefSeq, a predicted model, not a curated record